ACGUGACACCGUAUGAGAUGAACUACCAUCGUUAUUGCACAAGCUGCUCUGUGGUCAGCCCUAGCGUCAUUAAAUUCACCGGUGUUUUCGUGUCAGCUGCUCUGUGACCUGCCAAGCACCAACCCUUCGCUGCUUUCAAGGGAAAAACAUGGCGAGCCGAGUCCUUCAAACAGUGGCGAGAGGCCUUCACAGGACGAAAACCGGACUCCACGCGAGCCGACCGGCCACUGUUACUGUCAGGAGCCUCUCGGGGCUCAAAUCACUUUUUGUUAGAAAAGUUGAUCCGAGAAAAGACGCUCACUCUCAUCUGCUCGCCAAGAAAGAGGACAACAAUCUGUACAAAAUACAGUUUCAUAAUGUUAAACCAGAGUGCCUUGAUGCUUACAACCAACUUUGUGAAUCGGUGUUGCCCUCCAUUCAUACCAAUCCUGACUAUCCCUGUGAGCUCGUGGGCACCUGGAACACCUGGUAUGGAGAGCAGGACCAGGCAGUUCACCUAUGGAGAUAUCGGGGAGGAUACCCGGCUCUCACCGAAGUCAUGAACAAACUCAGGCAGAAUAAGGAGUUCAUGGAUUACCGAACAGAGAGGGGGAAGAUGCUGUUGUCUCGUAGGAACCAGCUGCUCCUGGAAUUCAGCUUCUGGAAUGAACCUGUCCCGCGAUCAGGACCCAACAUCUACGAACUUCGGUCCUACCAGCUCAGGCCAGGAACAAUGAUUGAGUGGGGAAACUACUGGGCUCGAGCAAUUGAGAUCCGUCAGCAGAACCAAGAGGCAGUGGGAGGUUUCUUCUCACAGAUUGGAAGUUUGUACCAAGUUCACCAUUUAUGGGCUUACAAAGAUCUUGAGUCCAGAGAAACCAUCAGAAAUGCAGCGUGGCACCGUGAUGGUUGGGAUGAAGUUGUUUAUUACACUGUCCCGCUUAUUCAGCACAUGGAAUCCAGAAUAAUGAUUCCCAUGAAGACGUCACCCAUGAAGUAAUGACGGUGACAUUUCUGAGCAACCACUGCUACAACCUCCCUGCUCAGUGUGUAACAACCUUCAGAAUAUGCACUGCCAGGAUUAUUCAGCAAAACCUGAAUGUUCUUUCUUUUUUUUCUUCUUCUUUGAUCUGUUUUGUUACUCCUUAAAGAUUAGGUCAAAACGAUUAUCCCAAAGUGAACCUGUUACGGAUCUGUUAGUGUGUGUGUGUGUGUGGGGGGGGGGGCUUCAGAUUAUUGCAUUUUUCAAGAGAAUUUUGUUUUUGUUUUCAUUUAUUUUUCUUAAAAAAAAGGCCUUGUUUACAAAGCUCCCAUCCACCGAUCUGAGGAGGAGAUGUAGCUGGGAUAAGUUUCAGAACCAUUUGUCUGCCUCGUGGGAUUAAUGAAAUUAUCUGAAGAUUCUUACACGAUGAAGUUCAAGUACAGUUUGAAAAGACUUUCCAACUGGACACAUAAAUAACGUUCAUUUUUACAACUUGUUUUCUCCUUUAAAAGACUCCUUGGUUUUGUUUUGUUUUUUAGUUUUAAUGAUACUUCUGGAUCCGGUAGCUAUGGUGUUGAGGAUUAAGGUGGUUAAAAUGAUUAUAAACAAUUAACUGCGGAAUAAACUACUGUGCAUUAACAGAUUUGACAUGUUGGUUAAUAUCAGCUGGGUAACUGUCCUUUCACUGAGGUUACAAUUGUGUUUUUUAUUAAUAAAGGUUAGAAUGUUGGUAAAACGUUGACAUAUUAGACUAGCUGGAGAAAUGAUCAGUCCUGCGUCUGUAAUUGAACAGGUUCUUAAGUUGCUGACAAACAAUGGAUGGGAGAAAUUGCGUAACUGUGUGACAAAAUGCAGUGCUGUAGGAACUUUAGUUGUACAUAUUAAAUUAAGUUUCUGAUAGAGAGAAAUUGUUUUUAUGUUUUGUGUGUGCCUGUUUAUUAUUACAUAUAAAAAGAGGACACAACCCCAGAAGCGGACUGUACGUAACUGACGCUCGGAGUUGACGUAAAAGUACGGUAGCUCGUAAGGUGUGACUUAUGGUGCAUUGAUAGAAUGUAGGAAAUCUCAGCAUGACAAUGGGAACUUGAUUUUCCGUGUGUGUGCAGUGCAUUUACCUUCGAUAGUGUCUAAAACGCAAUACACAGAGAGAGAAAAAACAAUCGUGUUUGAGCAACAAUAAAAAUAUAUUUCAUACAUUAAG
Molecule: messenger RNA, 2162 nt
Organism: Nothobranchius furzeri (turquoise killifish)
Lineage: Eukaryota; Metazoa; Chordata; Actinopteri; Cyprinodontiformes; Nothobranchiidae
Product: protein NipSnap homolog 2
Cellular component (GO): mitochondrion
Source: RefSeq, a predicted model, not a curated record